GAUCCUCAAAAUCUUGGUUAGCGAUCGAUCAUCGCUAACAUUAAAUUCCACCCGGCAUGAAAUUGACAUUUUUGGUCAGAUACAAUUCACUCCUCAWACCUGCUUCCACUAUUCAAACGGCWAUGUACCAGCGGGCAUAACUCAACCACAACAAUACACUUGGGAUCAACCGAASAAUAGAAGGAACUCUUAAUGCAGGAAAAACUAAGUGSAAAGCUUUUGACGUUGUAAUCAAUCKGAAGAAAACAAAGCGGUAGCUAAUUGAAAGGUGUUAGCCAUGAGAUUCCUUCUUUCGACCCAUUCGGCAAUCCACGUCCUUCUGUUCRURGGAAGUCGGCAGACUAUCUCGGCAUCCAAUGYACCAAAGAAGAAAAAAMUUGCGUUCGAGGAGGAUUGGAAAUUCUGGGAUAGGCUAGAAAAGGAAGUCGUGGAUAGUUUCAUUGUUACAACAUUGGACCCGAUCGCGACACCAGCAAACAGUCCAACAUUACACCCAACUUUGGCUCCAAUCGCACCMUCCGAAAACCCAACAAAUGUAGAGACUCUACCACCUAUUCUACCGCCGACUGCAAUACCUUCCCCUAGGCCGUCUUCUAUGCCAACUACGAGCCCAACUCGAUCGGGGAAACCUUCUUUUUCGGCUGCGCCCUCGCAUUCSGGUGCUCCAACAUUGACACCGGGUCCUACAGCAAUUAUYAGUCCUAUCGCAUCGGCYAAUCUCCCGAUUUUGGCUUCACCAUCGUCGACUCCUGCGCCUUUCCGUCCGGGUUCCCCAACGUUGAACCCGGGUCCCACCACAACUGCCAGCCCCACGGCUUCGUCCAAGCCCUCGUCCUCGUCGUAUCCUACAUCUUCGGCUGCUCCUUCUCSUUCGAGCGCUCCRACAACGACACCAGGGCCUACCACAAUUYCCAAYKCUACACCCUCAGCURCUCCUUCGCAAUCGGUCGCUCCAACAACAUCGCCGGGUCCUACCUCGUCAGCCUUCCCCAMGGCAACGGCAAGUCCCACGUCUUCGRCCGCKCCCUCGCGUUCGAGCUCCCCCACAACGACGCCGGGYCCUACGGCGUCGGUCAGCCCUACCGGAACAGCCAGUCCWACGUCCUCGGSKGCUCCAACGACGACACCGGGUCCUACCGGUUCGGCCAGCCCCUCGGCCUCGGCUAAGCCUUCGGUUUCGCCACCACCCACGUCUUCCUCUGCUCCCUCCCGCUCGGCGGCUCCCACACGGACGCCCGGUCCUACCGCUACGCCCAGCCCUACGGCCUCGCACAGGCCAUCGGAUUCGGCCCCGCCGACCUCCUCGCCGGCUCCCUCCCGCUCGGCCGCUCCCACGCGAACCCCUCGUCCCACAAGGUCGGCCGGCCCGACGGAUUCGGUGGCCCCCACGGCCUCGGCAGCUCCGACGCGGUCCGAAGCCCCCACAGGGUCGCCGGGCCCGACGUCCUCGGCCGUCCCCACGGCAUCCACCGCUCCCACGGCCUCGGACGCACCCUCCGCAUCGAGCCUUGCGCCGACCUCUACCGAGUGCUUUGUAUCGGCGGACAUUGCGUGCCAGAACGAGGACGGCGGAUCCUGCGAGUCGUUCUCCAACCCCAUCGGAAAGCGGUGUACUGGUGGCGGGAUCGCCCAGGAACUCGUGUUCCUGUACAACUCGGACUCCUUGUGCAUGGGAAACAACACGCAGGACGAAUUUUUGUGCGUCGACGAGGUCACCAGCGAUCGAUCCAGUCUGUCGUCGGUCUACGUCAUYGUGUUUCACCGUGACGAUGUGUUUUUUGAAGGCAUGGUCAACGAAGGGAACGUUUUUUCGGUUGUCGUCGACAAGACUUUCGGGGACGAACCGGAGUUGAUCGACAUCGAGCUUCGUUCCCUGAGCGAAGAUUUUGGUGCCGGAGACCUCCUCCAGACAAUGACAAUGAGCGUGAGGUGCAGAAGAAAGGCCUCGCUGACGCUCUUGGACACGUUCGGAGGUCUGCAACUGGUCGGCUUUCGGAACGAAAAAGAGGGAUUGCAAACCGUCUACGCGGAUCUUUCCAUCCAGUACACGGCGACGAACACCGGCGUCCGGGACCUGUUUCUGACCGGUGCCACGAAAACCACCCCGAUCCUCGAUGGAGCGCAGCCCCUUUUGAUUCCGACCGAGGAGCCCCUCUUGCUGGCGGCCGGCGAGGAAAUGGCGUUUUCGGAAAUUCUCACGGUCAAUCUUGCGGCGAUUGCUGGGGGGAGUGGGCUGGGCUUCGAAUUCGUGGUCCAGGGCGAGGACACGGGAAGCGGCCAAGAAUGCGCAGACUCCGACUCGUUUUCUCUCCAAAUAGCCGCUUAGGAUCGUCGAUGGUGAGCGAGACUUUUCCACCUAGCUGCUGUUUUGUCAGCCAGCACACGGUAUGCCAUCAAAGCAACGCGGGAAGAUAUUCAACUACGUAGCUGUGGAACAACGACCUUCCCCUCCUUCUUGUUCCAUUCCAUAACGCAUAUUUUAUUAUUUUAAUUUUAGAAAUACACAUACAAUAAUGGCGAACGAUCUACCAUACUCUUGGAAAAAAUAAAAAUUCUGAUUAUGU
Pseudo-nitzschia multistriata is the source of this 2564-nucleotide messenger RNA. NCBI's taxonomy places the organism in Eukaryota, Bacillariophyta, Bacillariophyceae, Bacillariales, Bacillariaceae. The record is from the annotation of a GenBank genome assembly.